Messenger RNA from Daucus carota subsp. sativus, 736 nucleotides. RefSeq lists its product as uncharacterized. The coding region runs from base 45 to 584 and encodes 179 amino acids. The transcript is spliced from 3 exons. The record is from RefSeq and is a predicted model, not a curated record. NCBI's taxonomy places the organism in Eukaryota, Viridiplantae, Streptophyta, Magnoliopsida, Apiales, Apiaceae.
AAGAAUUACACAAGGACUUUCUAGUCUCUCUACUUGCAAGGAAGAUGGCUCAAGUGAAGCGAGAUGACAUCGUGUCAUUGUGGACUCAAGGUUUCCAGGCUCUGAAAGACAAGAGUUCCUGCGCUGCCAUUCUCUCGGCAAAGGAACUCUCAAUAGUUUGGGGUUCAGACUCUCGCUACUGGAAAUGGGUUUCAAAGACCAGCCCAAUCAACUGCGAGGCUCUCGAUGUUGCUGAACUGGUUAAAGUAUGCUGGCUACAAGUCAAUGGAAAGUACAGCGUCAACAACCUCACUAAAGGAGUGAAAUACGGAGUGUAUUUGGUCGUGGAGCUUAACAACAGCCUUAGUAUCAACGGUCCUGUGACCCUUACGCUUACUAGUCCUGACGGGUGCACUGUAGAGCAACACGAUGAUUUGCAUACCAAGCCGAAAAAUACAUGGGUGGGACUUAAGGUGGGUGAAUUCACCAACCCGGCCUGCGGCUGUGAGAAAACCGUCAAGUUCUCGAUGAAUGGAUGUGAUGGAACCUCCUGGAAGACUGGCCUUACUGUCAUUGGUGCUGUCAUUGCCCCAGUUAUCUGCUAAACAUGAAUCUGAUAAUCAUCAUGUACUAAAUAAUUUCUAAUUUCCAACAUCACUUAUCUGGUGUGGCUGAUGUGGAAUGUGUGAAAUAAUCGCCAAUAUGUUGGUGUUUUAAUGAAUAAUAAGUUAAAGUAAGGAGUGUUCCUUCAAUUUUA